This is a messenger RNA of Vitis riparia (riverbank grape), 1451 nucleotides long. RefSeq names its product 3-dehydroquinate synthase homolog. Gene Ontology annotation, biological process: aromatic amino acid biosynthetic process. The record is from RefSeq and is a predicted model, not a curated record. Gene Ontology annotation, molecular function: 3-dehydroquinate synthase activity; oxidoreductase activity. Lineage: Eukaryota; Viridiplantae; Streptophyta; Magnoliopsida; Vitales; Vitaceae. The coding region runs from base 88 to 1374 and encodes 428 amino acids. The transcript has 10 exons.
UGCACACCCUAUUCACAUCACCACUCGGCGUUAGAGUUAAUUUGAGUAACCAGAGGAUGGACACAUGAAAUCUACAGAAACCAAGAGAUGAGUGUGGCGUACUAUCCUUCCUUGGCUGGAAUCCCCACAUCACAACUGUCCUUAUUCACCCCAAAACCAGUCAAGUCCAAGAGUUGCAGAUUGAUUUCAUGGGAAGUCCAUUCCAUUACUAAUAGCAGUAAUAAUAGUGGCAAGAGAGCUCAAUUGCAGUUCAGUUCUCGGGUCACAAUGUGUUCUUCUCAUUCUUCUUCGGUUACAUCGGCGGGGUACCGCCAACACAAGGUGGUGUGGAUAUGGACGGAGAGCAAGCAAGUCAUGACUGCAGCCGUCGAGAGGGGAUGGAACACUUUCAUUUUCCCGCCUGACCAUCGAGAACUCGCCACUGAAUGGUCCUCAAUUGCAUUGAUACAUCCGCUCUUCAUUAAAGAGGGAAAACUUUUUGACAGUGAAGGAAGAGGAGUUGCGACAGUUUAUGAUGUUACUUCUCCGCAACAACUACAGCUGCUCCAGCCUGAAGAUAAGCAGGCAGACAACGUUAUCAUCAAUUUACUGGAUUGGCAGGUGAUACCUGCAGAGAAUAUUGUUGCAGCAUUCCAAGGCAGUCAUAUAACAGUCUUUGCCAUCUCAAAAUCUCCUUCUGAAGCACAAAUUUUUCUUGAGGCCUUGGAGCAAGGUUUGGGGGGAGUUGUUUUAAAAGUUGAGGAUGCAACAGCUGUUCUUGAGCUAAAAGAUUAUUUUGACAGAAGGAAUGAGGAUAACAACAUCUUGAGCUUGACCAAAGCCACUAUAACUCAAAUUCAUAUUUCCGGAAUGGGUGAUCGAGUGUGUGUAGAUCUCUGUAGCCUCAUGAGGCCUGGUGAAGGACUUCUGGUUGGAUCCUUUGCUAGAGGGCUAUUCCUUGUUCACUCGGAAUGUUUAGAGUCAAAUUACAUUGCUAGCAGGCCUUUUCGGGUCAAUGCGGGUCCGGUACACGCCUAUGUUGCUAUUCCAGGAGGAAAAACUUGCUACCUUUCAGAGCUAGUGACAGGUAAAGAGGUCAUUGUGGUUGAUCAAAACGGAAAGCAACGAACAGCAAUUGUUGGGCGUGUAAAGAUAGAGACUAGACCACUAAUCCUUGUGGAGGCCAAGGGAGAUUCAGAUAAUGGUACUCUUUAUAGUGUCCUUCUACAGAAUGCAGAAACAGUUGCAUUAAUCUGUCCCAGCCAAGGAAGUGGAUAUCAAAAGAAAGCAAUUCCUGUGACCUCACUCAAAGUUGGAGAUGAAGUUCUGCUGAGGGUACAGGGUGGGGCUCGGCACACAGGAAUCGAGAUUCAAGAGUUUAUUGUUGAAAAAUGAACAAUCUGAGACAAACAGUUUUUAUCCUGUGAAAUUAAUCUCUCAUAAAUGAAAAUGAUGCUCUUUCUUUCUCAUAA